Molecule: messenger RNA, 1189 nt
Organism: Pteronotus mesoamericanus
Lineage: Eukaryota; Metazoa; Chordata; Mammalia; Chiroptera; Mormoopidae
Gene: NPC2
Product: NPC intracellular cholesterol transporter 2
Exons: 4
Coding region: 76-525 (149 amino acids)
Biological process (GO): cholesterol efflux; intracellular cholesterol transport
Molecular function (GO): cholesterol binding
Source: RefSeq, a predicted model, not a curated record
CCGCCCCGGUAGGUUUAUCUUGUGACUACGGCGGCCGCUGCUUCCUUCCUCGGGCUUGGAAGUUCCUUAGCAGCGAUGCGUUUCCUGACUGCCGCGUUCCUGCUCCUGGCGCUCAGCGCCUCCGCCCUGGCAGAGCCGGUGCAUUACUUGGAUUGCGGUUCCGGAGUUGGCGUCAUAAAGGAAGUGAAUGUGAUCCCAUGCCCUGUGCAGCCCUGCCAUCUGCAGAAAGGACAGUCUUACACUGUCAAUGUCACUUUCACCAGCAACACUCAGUCUCAAGGGAGCAAAGCCGUGGUGCAUGGCAUUGUGAUGGGCGUUCCGAUCGCCUUUGCCAUCCCUGAGGCCGACGGCUGUAAGAGCGGCGUCAACUGCCCCAUAGAAAAAAACAAGACCUACAGCUACAUGGCUAAACUACCGGUGAAGAGUGACUACCCCUCUAUAAAACUGGUGGUGAAGUGGGAACUUCGAGAUGACAACGACCAGUGUUUCUUCUGCUGGGAAAUCCCAGUUCAGCUUGAAAACUAGAGCCGUUUGAUACCAGUAUGUCCAUCUGGGGGUGAGAGAGAGAGAAGAGGAAAAAGCAAAUCUAAGCUAAAUCAGUGCCAUAAGAUGAAAGGAAUUUCUAGACUGUUGUUUUAUGCCUCUCAGCCUCCAGCCGCAACUAAGGCCCUGUUUCCUGAGAGCUCAGAACUGCUGCCCUGUAAUAACUUGUAAAAGGGUUGAAGGAAAGGAGAAAGAGAGAGAGAGAGAGAGAGACUAGAGGGAUUGCGAGAGAGAGAGAGACUAGAGGGGUUGAUUUAAUUGUCCUCAGUGACCUUUGCUGUUGGAAUAAGGAGGGUCCAGCCAGGCAGGACCAGAAUGAGGCUGCUUAGGACCAGAAUGAGGUUGCCCUGGGGUUAUCGGCCCUUGCAGCAAGGAGAGGUUUCAGACCAUGUUCCUCUAGCUAGGGUAUUACAUCUCCAAGUGCUUCAUUGAGUUCAUUGCAUCUGGCCAACAAACCUGCUGACUUGACAGCACCUCCAGCUCCGCUGCUUCAGCAGUGAUGACUUGUUCUGCAGUGGUAUCCAGCGCUUCGCUGGAGGGGGGUGGUCUGCGACAGAAAGUCAGCUCUGGGUGGCUGGUUCUCUGGUUCUCGCGUGUCUCCUUUUCUUAGGUGGUUUUCAUUAAAUGCAACACUUAAUUAGCAGAU